Mesoplodon densirostris (Blainville's beaked whale) is the source of this 1610-nucleotide messenger RNA. RefSeq names its product N-myc and STAT interactor (gene NMI). The transcript has 9 exons. NCBI's taxonomy places the organism in Eukaryota, Metazoa, Chordata, Mammalia, Artiodactyla, Ziphiidae. Bases 222 to 1151 code for a protein of 309 amino acids. Gene Ontology annotation, cellular component: cytoplasm. The record is from RefSeq and is a predicted model, not a curated record. Gene Ontology annotation, molecular function: nucleic acid binding.
GCGCUUCUGGACAAGGCAGCGCCAGCCGGGCCCGGAGGUUCCAGCGACUCCCGCGGACGCUCCACCUACGCGCCGCCAGCGAGGUUUCCGGGAACCGGGGCGCGGCGCUCGGCGGGCCGAGGCGGGACUUGUCAGUGCCAGGACUUGUGAGUGCUCAGAACACCUAAAUGAUUGAAAUUGCACUGAUUUUGGUUUGCAGUACUUGUGGUAAUUAGGGAAUCAUGGCAACUGAUGAAGAUAACAAAAAACAAGUUCUUAAGGAGUAUGGGCCAGCUGAAGAAUUUAUGAAAGAUGAACAAAACCAGAAAUUAAUUAGUGAAAUUGAAAAGGAAAAUAUUCAGUUAAAGGAGGAGAUCCAAAAGCUUGAAGCUGAGUUGCAAGCGACAACCAGGAACUCCCAGAUUAACGAGGAUAUUCCCGAAACAAAGAUGAAGUUCACAGCUGUAGAGAAUCCUGAGAGUGACAGCCAGUUUUCAAAUAUCUCCUAUUCGUGUCAAAUGAGCUCAAAAGUCCCUUAUGAGCUACAAAAAGGACAAGCACUUAUCACCUUUGAAAAGGAAGAAGUUGCCCAAAAUGUGAUCAGAAUGGGGCACCAUCAUGUGCAGAUACAGGAUGUAAAUGUGCAGGUUAUGGCCAGCCCGGUUCCAUUAAACUCAGGAAUCAGAUUCCAGGUUCACGUAGAAGUGUCUAAAAUGAAGAUCCACGUUACUGACAUUCCUGAUGAACUGCCUGAAAGUCAGAUGAGAGACAAGCUAGAACUGAGUUUUUGUAAGUCGCGCAACGGAGGCGGAGAAGUGGACAGCGUGGAGUACGACAAGCAGUCCCGGAGCGCCGUCGUCACGUUUGUGGAAAGUGGAGUUGCUGACAAGAUUUUGAAAAUAAAAGACUAUCCUCUUUAUAUAAAUCAAAACUGCCAGAGAGUUACUGUUUCUCCGUACACAGAAACAUACCUGAAAAAGUUUCAGGUGUUUUCAGGAGUAUCUAAGAAGACAGUGCUUCUGAGUGGACUGGAAGACCUUCAGAUAGUAGAUGAAGAAACUGUGGAGGAUUUUAUUAACAUUCACUUUCAACGGGAGAAAAAUGGAGGUGGAGAAGUUGAGGUAGUCAAGUGUUCCCUUGGGCAACCUUACAUAGCAUACUUUGAAGAAUAGACUCAUGGAGUCCUAUGAAAAUUAGAGCUUUUGAACCCAAAUCACUGUUAAUGCUUGACAAAAAUGAAUAUCCUUUUCCUUAAAAAAAUGAAAAAUUUAAUUCUUUAGUGUUUGUUUAUUCUUAGAUACAAAAUAUAUUUCUGUUUUUGAAUUCUUUGUUUCCACCUGUGCUGAAUGUUUACAAAUGCAAUAACUAUGUUAAAACAGUUUUGUUCAUAAAUUUUGUGGCUGGGUGCCAUGCCAAUUGAAAUGAACCAUAAGUGAUCCAGUUGUCCGCCUGCCAUGUUGGCUCAUUCUGUCAUGGUCUGAGCCAACAGCAGAAUUAAAUUCAUAUUAAAAUGCUGGCAGAAAUGAAAUGCCUUUAGAAAAGAUUCUAAACCUAGACCUAUCCAAUGCUGCCUGCCAUCUAAAAUAAAGGGAAAAACUAAAAAGAAAAAAGGCUUGGUUUUGCUUCUGAUA